AUGGAAAAAUUUGUUAUUCAGAGUAAUGACGCGUCAGUGCCUUCAAGCGUUCCUCAACCUCUUAACAUCCCUGAUCUCGGGAAGAGUCUCCUUAAUGCCUCACGCAAUGGGGACGUUGAAGAAGUGAGAAGUCUUCUCAACAGUGGUGCUCCAUUUGCAACUGAUUGGCUGGGGAUGUCUCCACUUCACUUUGCUGCAAUGAAUGGCCAUUUAUCCACCUGUGAAGCCUUGCUGAACGCAGGUUUCAGUCGGGAUGCGAGGACCAAAGUGGACCGCACACCGUUACAGUUGGCUGCACAGGAGGGACAUGCCGAUAUCGUCGAAUUACUGUUGAAAAGUGCAGCUGAUAUCCAUGCUGUUGAUACGUUGAAAAUGACUGCUCUUCAUUGGGCUGCUGAACGUGGUCAUUAUCCCGUUAUUCAAGUGCUUAUGCGUUAUGGUGCUAGCAUACAUAGAAAAAAUAAGUUUGAGCUGACCCCCCUUGAAAUAGCCGAGUCUCGUGGUCAUACCGAAGCCAAAGACGCCAUGCUGAUGACACAAAUGGAGAUUAAUCCUGCUGUUGGUAAGAUGGCGGCACCAAAUGAAGAUCUAGCAGAUCCUACUGCAUUCAUAAUCACUGACGAAGAAACUGUGAUCCCUGCGGCACCACCUGCGGAUGAAGUGAUUAUUUCCAGCGUCAAGGCGGAGACGAAUACCGAUGAGCUGCCGAUGGGUGCAUCAGAUCCACUGUUGACGGGAGAUAAUAAGGAAUCCCUGCUAGAUUGGGUGGUUUCUGGUUUCGGAAGCAAGAGCGUUGCGGAAACCAGCCAGAAUCUAUUUCCCCACCUCACUCCUACAGACCAGUACUUUGGAUCAUCGAGCAAACCUGAUCGAACGUCUUUUGAGUCUCAGUUUCUUGAUGGCUUGGACCUUUCCUUUCAGGCACUGGAAUCCAAC
Hydatigera taeniaeformis is the source of this 936-nucleotide messenger RNA. NCBI's taxonomy places the organism in Eukaryota, Metazoa, Platyhelminthes, Cestoda, Cyclophyllidea, Taeniidae. The record is from the annotation of a GenBank genome assembly.